This is a messenger RNA of Acipenser ruthenus (sterlet), 2153 nucleotides long. It is a transcript of the gene gpr78b, whose product is annotated as G protein-coupled receptor 78b. Gene Ontology annotation, cellular component: membrane. Gene Ontology annotation, molecular function: G protein-coupled receptor activity. The transcript has 3 exons. NCBI's taxonomy places the organism in Eukaryota, Metazoa, Chordata, Actinopteri, Acipenseriformes, Acipenseridae. Bases 415 to 1434 code for a protein of 339 amino acids. The record is from RefSeq and is a predicted model, not a curated record. Gene Ontology annotation, biological process: adenylate cyclase-activating G protein-coupled receptor signaling pathway.
GCGCCUCAUAUUGUUGAAGUGCGGGCAGUUGAUGGCUUGUAAAAAACGUAUCAGCGCUUUUUCUUUUUGUAAAGAAGGUAACUUUAUAAGGUCAAAACCUUGGAAUACCAUUAGAUGCUCCUGGAAUAAAGAGAGACCGUACUUGUAUUAAAAGUGAGCUGGCACAUCUUGGGAGUUCAAUGGUUACUCAGUUUGAAGACACAUUUUCUUUCUCAGUUUCAGAACGCUGGAGAGCUCCUGCGGGAAAGCAGUUGUCAGAAUCGGUUUCGGUGGUCUGUGGAAAACAAGAUUGUGGCAAUAAAAGAAUGAGAAGUAAGAAACGAGAUCAAAUGACUGAUAUGCAGGAGCCGAUAUUUGCAUACUCCUUUUCGGCGCGUUAAGAUCAUCCAAGGGGUGUCAAUUUACAACUGAGAGAUGGACUUGGCAGAAAUUCUGUUUGCGCUGUUCAUUGUUGUUGUCAUGGUUGUAUCCUUGUUAUCGAACUUACUGGUCCUCCUGUGUUUUAUCUACAGCACCGAAAUCCGCAAACAUGUGCCGGGUAUUUUUAUUAUGAACUUAUCGUUUUGCAAUUUACUUAUUACUGUUUUGAACAUGCCAUCAACGUUGCUCGGGAUUGUCAAAAACCAACAGCCGUUUGGCGAGUGCAUCUGCCAAGCUGUAAGCUUUCUGGAGACUUUUUUGACUACAAACACCAUGCUAAGCAUGGCAGCGUUGAGCAUAGACAAAUGGAUUGCUGUGGUCUUUCCCCUGAGCUAUUCCAGCAAAAUGAGAUACAAGGACGCAGUGAUCAUGAUGGGCUACUCGUGGUUCCACUCCCUUACCUUUUCCCUCGUCUCCCUGUUUUUUUCUUGGGUUGGCUACAGCCACAUUUAUGCAUCAUGCACCUUAUAUUUAAAAGAAGAAAGAGACAGGAGAAAGUUUACCGUGCUCACCAUCGUUUUCCAUGCUACCUGUUUCAUGCUCUCUCUUCUAAUACUGUGCUUCACGUACUUAAAGGUUUUAAAAGUAGCACGGUUUCAUUGCAAGAGGAUAGACAUCAUUACCAUGCAGACUCUGCUUUUGCUGGUUGAUAUUCACCCAAGUGUUAAACAGCGAUGCCUCGUGGAACAAAAAAGGAGAAGACAACGGGCCACAAAAAAGAUCAGCAUCUUCAUAGGUUCUUUUGUUAUCUGUUUCGCCCCUUACGUUAUCACGAGGUUAAUAGAACUUCUCCCUUUUGUAACAAUUAACUACCACUGGGGAAUUAUAAGUAAGUGCCUCACAUACAGCAAGGCUGCAUCAGACCCCUUUGUGUAUUCCCUGCUGCGUCAACAGUACAAGAAGGUCUUGAUCAACAUCGUCAACAGGAUGCUUAAAAGGGAUUUGUAUCCUUCAUCAGGUCAUAACAGCUCUUUAGACACCGAGAAUGACUACUGCCUCCAGCGAGGGAACUGAAUAUACAAAGGUCUAUUGCAAGAGAUUACCUAUUUUAAUGCACUUUAAUUUGUUUCAGCAUUACAACUUUUUUGUUUAUCAUAAAGCUUAUUUAAGUGAAUGUAAGCCAGUUUGUCAAUAUUAAAAUGUAUCUGUAUUCCUACAUUGGGCGGUAAUGUUUAUAAAGUAUGGCUCUAUAUAAAGAUGUUUGUGUUAUUAUCUAUUUUGCACAGAAAUUUGUGACAAGUUCUUUUUAUGUGUAUAUUUUUAUUUUAAAGUAUGAGGGAAUCUAGAGUAAGAACAAUGGAGUACAUCCAUACCCAACCUGACCAAUUUUAUCCUAUGUACAUUUGGCUUCAUUAUGUGGAUCAGAGCUAGGCCAAAUUUAAGAUACCCAGCACACAACCCACCGAUUGUCCUGUCUUUUUAUUUAUUUAUUUAUUUAUUUAUUUGUUUAUAGGAUUAUUUUGUUUAAAAUGCGUUAACAAAUUAAGAGUGAAAAAUCUCUUCUCAUACAAAGAAUGCUAAACGUACAUUUGUUUUGGGUUGUAUAGUUUUGUUUGUGCCAAAUUUUGGUAACUGUAAGUUUGUUAAUGUGAUUUCACUUGGGUUAGUAAUUGCCACAGGUCUGCAUAUAGUAAUAAUUCUUAAUAAAACGAUUGGAAGUAAAACCAAUGGAUUUUAAUAUCAGUGUGGCUUCUUGUGUACAUUUAAUGUCCUCCAAAAUCCAUCAGCGAUAC